AGGACCUUCCAGUUACUGUGUAUCUGCUGUCCUUGUCCUUCCAGGUGGGAGCAGUUGUGGAAGGUGCUGCUUUGAUGAAUUUUUGCAGUUCAUCUUGAAAAUGGUGCACACUGCUGCGACUAAGUGUCAGUUGUGGAAGAGUUGAAUGUUUGUGGAUAUGGUGCUAGUCAAACAGGCUGUUUUGCCUUGGAUCCUGUCAAACUUCUUCAGAGUUGUUGGAGCUGCAUUCAUCCAGGCAAGAUAUUGGGAAGGGAGCAUUUCCAGAUCAAGAAAACAAAUCAAAUGUGACAUUGAGAUUUAACAGUUAUUUGACUCAUCAGGUCAUAACUGUUUGAAUAAAGAAGGGAGAGUUGUUUGCCUGUUCUGUUACUGGGAAAAGAUUUCAGAUAUCUGUGUGAUUCAGAGCACCAAGACAUUCACAACCGAGUGAGGAUGUUACUGACUGCGGGAAAGCCUUUAACCAGUUACCCAGUGUGCAAUAAAUCAUUGCACCAUUGACAUCAGGAAGAGAUUGUACAUGUGUUCCAUGUGUUUGAGAACCAUAAGACCAUACAAAACGGGAGCAGAAUUAGGCCAUUCUGCCCAUCAUGUCUGCUUCACUAUUCGAUCAUGGCUGGUAUGUUUUUUGAACCCAUUCUCCUGCCUUGAUCUCCUUGCCAAUCAAGAACCUAUCUAUCUUUGUCUUAAGUUCACCUCAAUGACUUGGCCUUUACAGCCCUCUGCAGCAAUGGCUUCCACAGUGUAACCACCCUCUGGCUGAAAAAAUACCUUGUCAUCUAAGUUCGAACGGGUAGUCUCUUCAUUCUGAGGCUGUGCCCUCGGCUUCUAGUCACUACUACUAGUGGAAAUAUCUUCUCUACGUCCAUGGUAUCCAGGAAUCCCUCUAUUCUGUAAGUUUCAAUAAGAUGCCCUCUCAUCCUUCUAGACUCCACAGACAAGGCUUUGACUGAUUUUCAGACCUGGGGAGGCACAACGACACCCAUCCCAUGGCGAAGCCGUGGAUUUGUGGGGACUGUGGGAAAGGAUACAGUUACCCAUGUCAACUGGAAACUCAUCGGCGCAGUCAUACCGGGGAGAGGCCGUUCACCUGCCCAGUGUGUGGGAAGGGAUUCACCCAGUCUUGCACACUCCACACACACCAGCGGGUUCAUACAGGCGAGAGGCCAUUCCUCUGCCUGUACUGUGGAAAACGAUUUAAUGCUUCAUCAAAUCUCCUGACUCACCAACGAGUUCACUCUGAUCACAGACCAUUUAAAUGUCCUGACUGUGAGAAGAGCUUUAAGAGCAAGAAGGACCUGUUGAGACACCAGCGCACGCACACGGGGGAGAGGCCAUUCACCUGCUCUGUGUGUGAGAAGGGAUUUGUUCAGCCAUCACAUCUCCUUAGACAUCAGCGAUUUCACACCGGAGAGAGGCCAUUCACCUGCUCGGAGUGUGGGCAGAGAUUCACCGUCCCAUCUGACUUGCUGACACACCAGCGCAUACACACUGGCGAAAGGCCAUUUGUCUGCUCUGUUUGUGGGAAGGCGUUCACUCAGUUAUCCAGCCUCAACACACACCAGCUGGUUCACAGCGAUCAGAAACCUUUUCAAUGUCCCGACUGUGAAAAGAAAUUCAAAAGCAAAUGGAAUCUUCUGUCCCACCAACGCAGUCACACUGGAGAGAGACCAUUCACCUGUGCUGUGUGUGGCAAGGGCUUCACCCAGUCAAACAACCUGCUGAAACAUCAGCGUAUUCACAGCCAACAGCAGGUUUGAUUCUGCUGGUAUUGCUGGGGUUAAUCUGAUCCAGGACUGAACCAGAUUCAUUCUGAUAGUUGAAAAUGUUAAUGUGUAUGUGCUGAAUUUAGUAGCUGGCCUAGACUUUAACAUUCCGGAUAAAUAUAACGUGAAACAAUUUCAUUUGAAGUACACUACAACGAUUUGUCUUUCCGUCCCAGAUAGAUCUCAGAAAGGAUAAUAGCAUGAAGGGAAAAUCCAGCAGAAGAUCUGAAAUAAAAAAAUAAAAGUUUCUAGAGGAAUUCAUGUCUGGCAGCAUUAGAGAAGAGAUUAGUUAACUCUGUUUGCGUUUCAAGUCUUCUUCGGACAGGACAACUUGAGUGAAAGUCUGUUUGGCUGGAAAAUAAUUUCUGCCUGGAUACAGUCUUCAAGGCCACACCAAGAGGUACAAAUGACACUUUGGACCUCUUGUCACAGUUCAUUGAUGGAAAAGGCUGUGUGUGGAUUAAACCUGGGAUGUGUGGGAAAUAUGGUCCAGCUCCUCACUGCUGUGGUUCAGAGUUCAUAGACACAGAUCGGAAGGUUCCCUUACAACUGUGUUUACAGCUGGUUAGACCAAUGGUGAAUGCUAGGAAAGUGCAGUAAAAUCAGAGAUUGGUGUCAAACUGUGAUCUGUUCCUGACCUGAGGUUUAAGGAUUAACUUUUGAGUCUUAAAAUGGCUUAAUUAUUGUGAAGACAUAGCAUGUUUCUGUGACACUCCAUAACCUAUCAUUUGAAGGUAUUUCAACAUUUCAGCUGUUACUUCAUUUACAAUAAAUCUCAUUAAAACAGGUUGGUCUGUAAAAGAUGGUCCAUACGCCAGGACAGCUAUAUAGCAGACAUUUAAUUCUGGGUUAAAAAGGAUCUGUCGGGUAUUUCAGAGUUGCAGAAUUUUUAAGGUGCAGAAUCGGGUCAUUAAGCUCAUUGUAUCUGCACUGGCUCUCUGAACAUUUAAGCAAAGUGUCAAACUCCUACCUGUAACCCUGCACAAUGUUUCUCUUUAAACAAUCUUGAAUGCCUCUCUUGCAGUUGUCUCCACCACAUUUCCCAGGAAUGUAUUCCAGUCCGUAACAACUUGCUAUGAGAAAAAGACUUUUCUCAGCUAACAUUUGCUUCUUUUGCAAAACAUUUUAAAACUGUGCUGUCUGGUUAUC
Rhincodon typus (whale shark) is the source of this 2912-nucleotide messenger RNA. RefSeq names its product oocyte zinc finger protein XlCOF15-like. The record is from RefSeq and is a predicted model, not a curated record. The transcript has 2 exons. Gene Ontology annotation, cellular component: nucleus. Lineage: Eukaryota; Metazoa; Chordata; Chondrichthyes; Orectolobiformes; Rhincodontidae. Gene Ontology annotation, biological process: regulation of transcription by RNA polymerase II. Gene Ontology annotation, molecular function: DNA-binding transcription factor activity, RNA polymerase II-specific; RNA polymerase II cis-regulatory region sequence-specific DNA binding. Bases 987 to 1757 code for a protein of 256 amino acids.